Psammomys obesus (fat sand rat) is the source of this 2023-nucleotide messenger RNA. It is a transcript of the gene Gpr150, whose product is annotated as G protein-coupled receptor 150. The record is from RefSeq and is a predicted model, not a curated record. NCBI's taxonomy places the organism in Eukaryota, Metazoa, Chordata, Mammalia, Rodentia, Muridae. The transcript has a single exon. Gene Ontology annotation, cellular component: membrane. Bases 66 to 1484 code for a protein of 472 amino acids. Gene Ontology annotation, molecular function: corazonin receptor activity. Gene Ontology annotation, biological process: neuropeptide signaling pathway.
CAAAUGACGAGGACAGCCUAUAAAAACAACUAAGCGCAAAGCUACCCGAUCCCAUCUCGCCCUGGAUGCGUGCGCUUUUUCAACUAACUUUGGGAAGUCGCAGAGGCCCAGCGGUGUGGCCCCACCACCUCGCCUCCACUUUGGUAUUUUGGGGGAGUACAGCCCUCAGCGUUACCGCUCCUUCUUCCGGACUAAGGAUGGAGGAGGAUUCCUUCAGCCCCUCGGCUCUGCCUCCCGCCUCCAACCUCUCCAUACCUAUUCUGCCGAGCUGGGGUCUCAACCUGACUUCGGGGCAGGGAGCCACUGUCCCGGGACCUCAGCCUCCGCCACGCGGGCCACCCAGCCACCGGAUCCACCUGGUCUUCAUAGGGAUCAUCCUGGUGGCCGCGGUGGCGGGCAACACCACGGUGCUGUGCCGCCUGUGUGGCGGCGGCAGCCGGCCCUGGCCGGGUCCCAAGCGUCGCCAGAUGGACUUCCUGCUGGUGCAGCUGGCGGCGGCCGACCUGUACGCGUGCGGGGGCACCGCGCUGUCGCAGCUGGCCUGGGAGCUGCUGGGCGACCGGCGCCCGGCGCUCGGCGACCUGGCCUGCCGCCUCUCGCAGCUGCUGCAGGCGUCGGGGCGGGGCGCCUCCGCCCACCUGGUGGCCCUCAUCGCCCUCGAGCGCCAGCUCGCGGUGCGCCGUCCGCAGGGCCCGCGGCUGUCGGCGCGCGCCCUGGCCGCCCUGGGCUGGCUGCUGGCGCUGCUGCUGGCGCUGCCGCCGGCCUUCGUGGUGCGCUGGGGCGCUCCUCCGUCUCCGGCUGCCAGCGCCUGGCUCGGGGAGCGUCGCUGCAUGGGCAUCUUCGCGCCCCUGCCGCGCUGGCACCUGCAGGUCUACGCGACCUACGAGGCUUUCGUGGGCUUCGCCGCGCCGGCCGCUAUCAUGGGCGUCUCUUGCGGCCACCUGCUGUGUGUCUGGUGGCAGCGCGGGUCUCAAGCUGCCGGGGCAAGGGCGCCCUGGCCGGCCAGCCCAGCCCGAGGCCCCUUGCCCAACGCGCUGCCCCACGCCAAGGUGCAGAGCCUCAAGAUGAGCCUGGCGCUGGUGCUUCUCUUCGUGGGCUGCGAGCUGCCCUACUUCGCCGCCCGCUUGGCGGCCGCCUGGUCGUCGGGACCCGCGGGUGACUGGGAGGGAGAGGGCCUGGUGGUGGCGAUGGGCGUCGUAGAGGUGGCCAACAGUGCCCUCAACCCUUACGUCUACCUCUUCUUCCAGGCAGGCGACUGCGGGCUCUGGCGGCGGCUGCGGAGGUGCCUGGGAGUUGUGUGCUGCCAGCGGGAGGGAGAAGGCGAGACCAGCGAUGGGGCUGGGGACCACCAGGCCCUCCACCGCUACCGCUGGCCCCACCCCCAUUAUCACCACGCCCGGAGGGAGGAGCGGGACCAGGGCUGCCUGCGCCCACCUCCGCCCCGUCCCAGACCUCCGCCCUGCUCCUGCGAAAGUGCCUUCUAGGAGCUGCUGCACAGACGGGUCAUUUGUCACUGUGGCAGUCUCCAGGCAAGGGGUCUGCCUAGAUUACAAAGAGUCGAUCUGUCUCCAGGACCACUGAGCCUGUCUGCUUCCUCCAUGUUGUCUGUCGUACGUCCUUUCAAUAAGAACAGGUCUUUCACAUCCAGUUUGUUCUCUUCCCUCCAGUUCCUCUCAUAUUGCCCAUUUGGAGGAGGCCAAACUCCUGGAAAGUUGUUAAAAACCAUGCAAGAUCCAGAGUUAUAAUUUUUGCAAUUCUCUUUUAUACUCCCAUUGUGUUCUAGAUAAGACCAGCUAUUUUAACUAACUUGGCAAAUUUUCCUUCGCUGCUGUGUUAUGAUUUGUGUUAAUUUUGAAUUGUGCUUAACUCAAGUGCAUCUUCGGCAAGCAGCAAAUUUGCUGUUCUUUCUGAGAGGAUAAUCCCCACAAGGCUCUUCCUGGGAGACUAGGAUUCCUCCUAGCGAUGCUGUAGAAAAGUGAUCAUUCUGACACUUCAGAGACACAGCAUUUGAGAAAUAAAAACA